Molecule: messenger RNA, 2640 nt
Organism: Cannabis sativa
Lineage: Eukaryota; Viridiplantae; Streptophyta; Magnoliopsida; Rosales; Cannabaceae
Exons: 4
Coding region: 1-2640 (879 amino acids)
Source: RefSeq, a predicted model, not a curated record
AUGAAGAAGGAAAAGUCAAACCAGAAGCCAACAAGAUUAGGUUCAAUCGAUCGACUUCCAGCUCGAUUUCACAAUGCGCAAGAAGCUGUGAUGACUGAAGAUUCAUCAGCUGAGUUUAUGGAUGUUAUGGAUGGGAAUUUUCCCCUGUUACAGGUUGAAGAAGAUGCUCGACCACCUGCAAAUGGAGUUUCUAGUUUGAACCUGCAAGAAGAGGCAUCAAAUCUCUGGGCAAAGCUGGCGCCGAAGGCCAAUUAUGUUGGUGCUAAGCUUCACUUCACUCCUCCGGCGAAACAUGAGGGCAAGGUAAUUGCUAAGCUUGACCUAACUGAAAUUGAAUAUGAAUCUGAGUACUGGAAAACAGCAAUGCUAUGUGUUGUUAUGGGUGCUAAUCCACCCAUUAAAGUUUUUGAGGGAUUUGCUAGAAGAGUUUGGGGAGAUUUAGGGAUUGAAAAAAUUGCCAGAAUGAAUAAUGGUGUAACAUUAGUGAAAUUCAACGAUGAAGCCACCAGAGAUUAUGUCCUUGAGGCAGGGGUAGUGCACUUCGAUAACAAGCCUGUUAUCAUGCGACCUUGGACUCCUGAGGUUAAUUCUAUGAAAUUGAUCAAAUUUGUGUCUGUUUGGGUGAAGCUUCCUGGUUUGGGUCUUCAAUAUUGGGGCACCAACUGUCUUAGUGCUCUUGUUAGCACUAUUGGUACUCCUAUUAUGGUAGACAACAUAACCAAAGAAAGAUCCCAGGUGAAGUUUGCACGAGUUCUAGUGGAGAUAGAGAUUAAAGAUGAAGUUCCUGCAGCUAUAGAAUUUGAAAAUGAAUGGGGAGUUCUUGAUACUGUCCCUGUUGAGUAUGAAUGGUUACCCACAAAAUGCUCCAAGUGUGGUGGGUUAUGUCACAGGGCUGAUGUUUGUCGAUCAAACAAAGGACAUUCUAGGAUGUCUAAAACUGAGGCCAAAUCCACUAUACAAGUUGAGGAAAAAGAUAAUAAAUCCCUAGAAGGAUUAAGGGACCAAGAGGCAUUACCAGUACAUGAGAAGAGCCCCAUUAUAUUGGUGGAGAAGGAUGUCAUUAAUGAAGUGGGGAAUUGUUUGCACCAACAGUUUGACCAAGGAGGAGAAAAGGAUGUUUUGAAUAGGUCUGCUAAGUUAAUUAAGCAACCAAAGGAGAGUCAAUUAGGAGAUUGUAUUGUGGAGAAUUGGGAACUUCCAAAAAGGAAAAGUAACCAUGCAACAUUUUAUGCUGGGACAUUAGGUGAUUCAACAGGCAAAAGAAAGCAAGAGAAAGUAAGGGAAAUUCUUAACAGUAAUAAGGUGGGAAUUGGAGCAAUUUUGGAGACUAAAGUCAAAGGCAAUAAAAUUAAGGACAUUAUGGAUACUUCCUUGUAUGGAUGGGACCAUUACACCAGCCCCAUAAUAGAAGGAAGAAUUCUAAUUGUCUGGUUAAAUAAAUUUGUCAAUGUUGAGAUAUUGGCAGAGUCCGCCCAAUUUGUGCAUUGCCAAAUAAGGAUGACAGGACUAGAUGAGUCUUUUUGUCUCUCGUUUGUGUAUGGUAGUAACUCAAUAACCGAAAGGGCCCUAUUAUGGCAAAGAUUGGCUAACUUAUACAUGCCGGUCAAGCCUUGGACUCUUUGUGGUGAUUUCAACUUGAUCUUUAGCUACAGUGACAGAACUGGUGGGAAAUCGGUUAGUGCUGGGGAAUUAAAAGAUGCUAACCAAUGGCUAGCUCUUGGGUUAGCUGAUGAAAUGAAGAGAAGUGGUUCUCAAUUCACAUGGACUAAUAAUCAAGAGAAGGGAGAGAGAAUCUACUCGAAGAUUGAUUGGAUGGAUUUUGAGUUGGCUCAGGAAGAAUACAACAAGGCUCACCUUGCUCUUCAACAUGAUCCUCAUUCUCUCAUUUUACAGAUGGAACUAAACCAAGCUAGAGAGAAGAAGCUGAAAUGCAGCAACCUUUACGGCAGCCUACUUAAACAAAAGAGCAAGGUUGACUGGAUCAAGUUUGGGGACGAGAAUUCUGCUUACUUCCAUGCGUGCAUUAAGAAUAGAAGAGAUACUAACAGGAUUGCUUCUUUUGUUAAUGAACAGGGACAAGUAGUUGAGGAUUACUCAAAAGUUGUUCACCACUUUUUGUCUCAUUUCAAGAGCUUCGUGGGAAGCUCAAGUUCUGCAACAGAGACCAUUCUUCCCCAAUGCAUUGAAGAAGGCAAGCAACUAUCCUUGGAUCAGCAGGUAAAACUUAUUCGUCCUUUCUCAAUACAGGAUAUUAAGAAUGUGCUUUUCUCAAUUCCUGAUAUAAAAAGUCCUAGUCCGGAUGGUUUUGGAUCGAGAUUUUUUAAAAGUAUGUGGAAGGAUCUUGGACAGGAUUUCUCUACAGCCAUUUUGAGUUUCUUUCAGGAGGGGGCCUUGCCAAAACAAUUGAAUGAAACUCUUCUGAUGCUAAUUCCUAAAGUAGAGAAUCCUUCCAAAGAUAUAGACUACCGUCUGAUUGCCUGUUGUAAUACAAUAUAUAAAUGUAUCUCGAAGUUGAUUUGUAACAAAAUUUCAGAGGUUCUUCCUUGGCUAGUUAGUGACAACCAGGGAGCAUUUAUCAAAGAUCGCUCCCUAGCGCACAAUGUCUUGAUCCUCCAAGAUUUAAUCAAAGGGUACCACUGA